Populus nigra (black poplar) is the source of this 1777-nucleotide messenger RNA. RefSeq names its product transcription factor DIVARICATA-like. The coding region runs from base 755 to 1636 and encodes 293 amino acids. The record is from RefSeq and is a predicted model, not a curated record. Gene Ontology annotation, molecular function: DNA binding. The transcript is spliced from 2 exons. NCBI's taxonomy places the organism in Eukaryota, Viridiplantae, Streptophyta, Magnoliopsida, Malpighiales, Salicaceae.
CGCAUCAACAAUCAGGAAAAAAUAUCUGAAAUUUGUUUUGAUAAUUUGAUUCCUCACUUUUGAUUAUAUCCGGCUCAACCAGCCGCCUUUGUGCAAUCUACUCGUACUAUAAAUACAUACAUAAAACUUUCCCUUUCCUUUUCUUCUCUUCAAGGAAAUUAAGAAAGAAAAUAAUUUUCCCGCUUUUUCUCUCUUGCAGAUUCCUUGGCUUCUUUCUUACUCUCUUGCUUACUCGGUCGACUUGAUCAUCAUUUUCUUACCUUUACUUAUUCGAUAAUCGUUCACUUAGAUUCUUCCUUUUUGGUUUUAUAGUUUCUUUCACUUUAAUUAUGUGCUAAUAAUAGCGAUCCGUGUGGUAUGAAAUCAAUCUUUUGAGAUUCACUUCUUCAAAAUUUCUGUCAACUUCUCUGUUUCAAAUUCAAUUUUCCAUCUGGGCUUUUGCUUUUCUCUCUUGGGGCAAAUACCUGGGUAAAAGAUUAAGUUUUUGUCGUCUUUUCAGGAUUCUCUUCGAUUCUUGAAAGAUGGGUCUUUUUUAGAUUCUUCAGUGUAUGCUGUUAAGGAAAGCAGAUUCCUGAUUCCUUGUAUAUGAUUCUUUGUAAAUGCUUUUUAGACUUGCUUAAAACCCUUGAUCUUCCAUAUACUAUCUGUUUCCUUCUUCUUCUCUUCCCUGCUGUUUAUUUCUUGAUUUCAAUCAUUUUCACUUUUCAUCAAUAUGAAACUGUAAGCAAUCGCUGCAUAUUAAGUGCUGAUAGGUAUGGAAACUCUGAAUCCAUCUUGUUACAUGUCGAAUUCGAAUUGGUUUACCCAAACCACAGAGUGGACUAGAGAGGAGAACAAGGAGUUUGAGAUGGCUUUGGCGAUAUUUGAUGAGCAUGAGCCUGAUAGGUGGCUAAAGGUGGCAGCUAUGAUACCUGGAAAGACAGUUUAUGAUGUGAUCAAGCAAUACAAGGAGCUGGAAGAGGAUGUUAGUGAUAUAGAAGCAGGGAGGGUCCCGGUCCCGGGUUACCUUAGCUCGUCUUUCACUUUCCAGUUGGUUGGCAAUAGCAAUUUUGAUGCGUAUAGGAAGAGGUCUUUGACUGCCAAGAGUGCUGAUCAGCAGAGAAAGAAAGGUGUGCCAUGGACAGAAGAUGAGCACAGGCGGUUCCUUAUGGGGCUUCUAAAGCAUGGAAAAGGGGACUGGAGGAACAUCUCUCGCAAUUUUGUAGUUUCCAAGACUCCAACUCAAGUGGCGAGCCAUGCUCAGAAGUACUUCAUACGGCAGCAGCUUUCCGGAGUGAAGGAUAAGAGAAGACCUAGCAUCCAUGACAUUACAACUGUCAAUCUCGCAGAUGCUACUACUCCGUCAGAUGGUGACGAACCUUCCUCGCUAGAUCAAUCUGAUUUGCUUUUAUCGCAGCAAAAGCCAGCAGGGAUGCAGAAAGUGUUGAUUGACUGGGACGAAGCAAAGGAUGGAUCGAUUAUGGUCUUUGAUUCAACUCAUGAAAACUUGUUUAAGUCAUCUCCAUAUGAGAUACCUUCGAACGGUCUAAAAUUUCAGGGGCAAAAUCUGUGUGUCGGUGCUCAUCAUGGGGCUCGUAUCAGCCCCCAUAACAUGGUUUUUAAAUUGCCACCCCCAAGAUUUCAAAUUCAAUAUUAGGGCACCUUUCUUUGUUGUAUAGGUGGAUGGAAAAGCGAAUUUGGUUUAGGUUCAAUCGAAUCUGGAUGGCAGUGCUUCCUUCUGCCCUAGUCAUGUGUGUGAUCGGUUUAAUCAGUGACUGUUCCAGUACAUUUUCUUUAA